AUGUCUCACCCCAUAACACUCUCCCCAGCUAGAGCAGAGCUCAACUUCCUCCUCCAUUCUCACGCCCAAAAGAAAAAGGUCAAGAUCAUCGAAGCACCACAUACCAUCCGUUCAUCCCGCCACCGAGAAUUAUCAUCUCAUUCACUACUAGUCGAACGCUACCGCUGCGAAGGCAUAAUCACCAUGCACCCAAAAGACGACAACAAAUCACAUGCACUGCUUGAGCAGGUUCAUGUUCCGAGGGAAUCAAAUUUCCUACCUCUAGUUCGAGCGCCCACGCCUUAUUACCCACGCGAGGUGGAAGAACAGCAGCAGCAGCAGGAUGGAAAGAAGAAGAAGGGGGUUCGUUGGACGGAUCCUUUGGAAAGACCGGCUACAGGGAAGGGAUUUCCGGGGGUGCGCGUGAGGUCGGUGCUUAAGAAGACGGAUGCGGUGGUGGGCGGGAAGAGCAGGAAGUGGUGGUACUUGAGGUGA
This is a messenger RNA of Neurospora tetrasperma FGSC 2508, 474 nucleotides long. RefSeq lists its product as uncharacterized. NCBI's taxonomy places the organism in Eukaryota, Fungi, Ascomycota, Sordariomycetes, Sordariales, Sordariaceae. The record is from RefSeq and is a predicted model, not a curated record. The transcript has a single exon. Bases 1 to 474 code for a protein of 157 amino acids.